This is a messenger RNA of Rhopilema esculentum, 15963 nucleotides long. The record is from RefSeq and is a predicted model, not a curated record. NCBI's taxonomy places the organism in Eukaryota, Metazoa, Cnidaria, Scyphozoa, Rhizostomeae, Rhizostomatidae.
UGCGCGAAGUUCGCUCUUCUGUUUUCAUUCGAUUGGAGGUGAGAUACCCUUUUUCAGUGAGAAUGGAAUAAUCGCUCGAGAUCUCAGCAAUCCGAAAUGGAACAAGCUGGGGAAGGUGGGGAACCUCCAACUCCAGCAGUAAUGACUGCAGAUCUUGGGAAAGUUGUGAAAUACAUUCGCAGUGUCUCCGCUGGAAUACUUGAUGAUGACCCGUCAGGCUCACCUGAACUGGACAAGGCCUUGCAAGACCCGGCAAAUGUCGAGUUUAUCAAGAAGUUCAUCUCAGACCCUCAGACACGCUCUAUGCUAGUUUAUAGAAAUGUCCCCAAGGAAGAAGAAGGAGAUUCUGAAGAUGGUGCUGGUAGCACACAGACUGUCGCGGCUGAGUAUAAAGUUGAGCUCACCGUACAGUUCUUCUCCUCAAAAAUCGUCUCUGUAGGCUUUAUAAAAAGAGGCCCAGUUUUAGAGGCUGACAAGAAGAUUGGCACACAAGUGAGAGUCUUGAAUUUCGAAUGCGGUUCUCCGUUUGAGACCCUGCAUUCGUAUGUAAGCAAUGCCGUGGCUCCGUUUUUCAAGUCCUAUGUGAAGAAGUCUGGAAAAUCAGACAGGGAAGGCGACAAAAUGAUGCCAAUGGUCGAAAAAAAGAUUGCAGAGUUAGAAAUGGGUUUGUUACACCUUCAGCAGAACAUUGACAUUCCAGAGAUCACACUGACCUUCCACCCUUUCGUUGUUGCUGUCGUGAAAAAGUGCAAUGGAGAGGGGAGGAAACCAACUCCAGAAGAUUUUGCAGAUAAAGUUGAUGAUUCAACGUUUUUGAAUGCUUUGCAACAUGGAGUAAACAGAUGGAUAAGGGAAAUUCAGAAGGUAACAAAACUAGACAGAGAUUACUCAUCAGGAACUGCUUUGCAAGAAAUAAGCUUUUGGUUGAAUCUUGAGAAAGCUCUGCAGAGAAUUCAAGAGAAAAGGGACAGUCAAGAAGUCACAUUGACAUUGGACAUAUUGAAAUACGCCAAAAGAUUUCAUGCAACCGUCAGCUUUGAUAGUGAUACAGGGUUGAAGCAAGCAUUGACAACUGUAAAUGACUAUAACCCUUUGAUGAAAGAUUUCCCAUUAGAAGAGCUGCUUUCUGCCACUGAGUUGAGUCGUAUCAAAAUAGCUCUCAUGAGCAUAUUUGCUCAUAUGAGAAAAAUAAGGAGUACAAGAUAUCCAGUGCAAAGAGCUUUGAGACUAGUGGAAGCCAUAUCACGAGAUCUCAGUUCGCAGUUCUUAAAGGUUGUUGGGACAAGGAAACUCAUGCUUAUUAAUUAUGAAGAAUUUGAAAAGGUAAUGGCAAGCUGCUUUGAUGUUUUUGGCACAUGGGAUGAUGAGUAUGAAAAGCUUCAAUCACUGCUUCGUGAUAUUGCAAAAAAGAAGAGGGAUGAGAGCAUGAAGAUGGCCUGGAGGAUUAACCCAAGCCAUAAGAAAUUGCAGGAUAGAUUGAAUCAAAUGAGAGUGUUUCGCCGUCAACAUGAGCAACUUAGAGCUGUGAUCAUGCGUGUGCUACGGCCUGCUCCAUCAGACUCUGGAGCUGGGAGUUCUGCUAGUGAGAACAGGAAGUCUAAAGAUGAAGAGGCUAUGAUUGACAUGGCUGAUGCUAAUGCUGUCAAUGAAGUUGAUAUGGCAUAUGACAACAUGAAAGAAGUUGAUGGACUUGACGUUAGCAAAGAAGGUACAGAGGUAUGGGAGGCUUCUCUGAAGAGAUAUGAUGAAAAGAUUGACCGUGUGGAGACAAGGAUCACAUCAAGAUUGCGUGACCAACUUGGAACAGCAAAGAAUGCCAAUGAAAUGUUCAGAAUAUUUUCAAGAUUCAAUGCAUUGUUUGUAAGACCAAGGAUAAGAGGAGCCAUAAGAGAGUAUCAAACACAGUUGAUUCAGAGAGUGAAGGAUGACAUUGAAACACUCCAUGACAAGUUCAAGGUUCAGUUUCCACACAGCAAAGCUUGCCGAAUGAGCAAAGUGAGGGAUCUCCCUCCCAUCUCUGGUUCCAUCAUCUGGGCCAGACAGAUUGAAAGACAAUUGAAGGCAUAUUUGCGUCGUGUUGAAGAUGUAUUGGGCAAGGAUUGGGAAAACCAUGUCGAGGGACAAAGACUCAAGGCUGAUGGAGACAGUUUCAGGCAGAAACUGAGCACACAAGAGCUUUUUGAUGACUGGGCGCAACAGGUUCAGCAAAGAAAUCUCGGUGUUGUUGGAAGAAUAUUUGCCAUUGACACCGUUCGCACACGUGGAGGUGGGCCAAGAGCCACCCAGCUGAAAUUGAAAGUUAACUUCCAGCCUGAUGUUAUCACACUAGCUAAAGAGGUGCGAAACUGCAAGUGGCUUGGCUUCAGGGUUCCACUGGCAAUUGUGAGACAGGCUAACGAUGCCAACCAGUACUACCCCUUUGCCAUAUCAUUGAUUGAAAGCGUGCGCACAUAUGACAUGACAAAUGACAAGGUGACAGAAAAAAUUUCCAUUUCACCACUGGUUGCUGGAAUCAAGAAGGACAUUCAGAAUCUUAUCAACGAGGGAAGUGGUCUUGACUGGCAAUCAUACAAGUUGAUGCCCUACGUGCUGCGUCUGUCAGAAGCUGUGACAAAUUAUCAGGAAAAGGUAGACGAGUUGAUUGCUAGCAUCGAAAAGAUUGAUAUUGAAGUCAGAUCUUUGGAAACUUGUGCUUACAACCGGGAAACAUUCAAUGAAGUUCUUGGAAAAAUACAAAAAGCUGUGGAUGAUUUGAAUUUGCAUUCAUACUCGAACUUGAGCUCCUGGGUGAAAAGUCUUGAUGAAGAGGUUGAGAAAAGGCUUGUUUGCAGAUUGCAAUCAGGAAUCAAAGCCUGGAUCCAGUGUCUCAAAGGCGAUAUUAUUGAUUUCAUUGAUGACUCAGAUAUAGGAGCACAUCGUGCUGGCGGGAAACCUGAAAUCAAGACAUUGCGGCAUGAGUUCCGAAUUCAAAAUCAAGUGAUUCACAUGCAUCCGCCCGUUGAAAAAACGAGAGAGCAUUUGUAUAACGAGUUGUCAAGCUGGUGUGGAAUCAUCACUCAGCUGUCCCGAAUCCAGAGCCAAAGAUACCAGGUUGGCAUAGAACGAGGCGAUAGUGAAGGAGAGUCGACGUAUCAUAAGCUGUUGACCCAAAUCACAGACAGCACAGGGACCAUUACUGAAGCGUAUGGCACUAUUCAGGAGCUGGUCAAGGAUGUUGAAGACUAUUCACAAACUUGGCUAAAUUACCAAGCACUUUGGGAUAUGGAAAUGUCAGUAAUUGUUGACAGAAUGGACAGCCUUGAAAGCUGGAUGAACCUCCUAAAUCAGAUCAGAGAGUCUCGAGUAACAUUUGACACGUCAGAUACAAAGAAAACGUUUGGACCGAUCGUUAUUGACUACACCGCCGUGCAGUCUAAAGUAAAUUUGAAGUAUGACAACAUUCAGAAAAGUGUUCUCACCCAAUUUGGAAGUCAUCUUGGAGACAACAUGAACGAUUUCUACACUGGUAUUGCAAAGGCACGUGAAGAUCUGGAACAGCAGUCGCUUGAAGUUGCAUCAACAGCAGAAGCAGUUAGUUUUAUCACAGACGUACAAGCAUUGAAAAGGAAAAUUAAGAACUGGGAAAGGCAAGUCGAGACGUACAGAGAUGGGCAAAAGAUAUUGGAGAGACAGAGAUUCCAAUUUCCAUCCAACUGGCUGUACGCUGACAAUGUUGAUGGUGAAUGGGGUGCCUUCAACGAGAUUCUCAAAAGGAAGGAUGCAUCGAUCCAGACGCAGGUUGCAUCUCUACAGAUGAAAAUAGUUUCAGAAGAUCAGAUUGUCGAGACCCGAACAUCAGAUUUGCUGUCAGAGUGGGAAAAAGGCAAACCUAUUGCUGGGACUACAAAGCCAGAUUCAGCAUUGAGUUCUCUCGCAAUUUACGAGGGAAAAUUUUCAAGAUUGAAAGAAGACAGGGACAACGUUGCAAAGGCGAAAGAAGCCCUUGAGCUUGUUGAUCCUGGAACCGUUGCACCUAGUGAUGAAAGGGUAGUCGUCGCUUUGGAGGAGCUCCAAGACCUGAAAAGUGUGUGGGUUGAGUUAUCAAAGAUCUGGGAACAAUUGGAUAGCCAAAAGGAUCAGCCAUGGCUGUCUAUCCAGCCGAGAAAGCUAAGACAGUUCCUUGAUGGUAUUGCCACACAAAUGAAGAACCUCCCCAGCCGUAUGCGCCAGUACGCUGCCUAUGAGCAUCUGCAGAAGACAAUCAAAAGCCACCAAAAGGUGAAUAUGUUGAUUGUUGAAUUGAAAUCGGAAGCGUUGAAAGAGAGGCACUGGAAACAGCUGAUGAGGAGAUUGAGAGUCAACUGGGUCAUUUCUGACUUGUCAUUGGGUCAGAUCUGGGACGCUGACCUGCAGAAGAACGAAGCGAUUGUGAGAGACAUCAUCAAUGUAGCACAAGGGGAAAUGGCUUUGGAGGAGUUUCUCAAGCAGGUCCGAGAAGCAUGGCAGAGCUAUGAGCUUGAGCUCACAAACUACCAGAACAAGUGCAAACUGAUCAAGGGUUGGGACGAUCUCUUUGAAAAAGUUAGAGAGCAUAUCAACAGUGUAUCGGCUAUGAAGCUCUCCCCAUACUACAAGGUUUUUGAAGAGGAUGCAGUCCAAUGGGAGGACAAGUUAAAUCGCAUCCUCACUUUGUUUGAUGUUUGGAUUGAUGUGCAGAGGCGAUGGGUGUAUCUUGAUGGAAUAUUCUCAGGAAGUGGUGACAUCCAGCAUUUGCUUCCAAUUGAAACUCAAAGAUUUCAAAGCAUUAGCACUGAAUUCCUCGCACUUAUGAAGAAAGUCGCCAAAUCUCCUUUGGUGAUGGAUGUAUUGAACAUUCCUGCCGUCCAGAGAUCAUUGGAAAGACUUGCCGAUUUGUUAGGGAAAAUUCAGAAGGCACUGGGCGAAUACCUUGAGAGAGAAAGAGCGUCUUUCCCCAGAUUCUACUUUGUGGGCGAUGAAGAUCUUUUGGAGAUCAUUGGGAACAGCAAAAACGUUGGUAGACUGCAAAAGCAUUUCAAAAAGAUGUUUGCUGGGAUCACGUCAAUUAUUCUUGAGGAGGAGAAAUCAUUGAUAACCGGAAUUUGCAGUAAGGAAGGAGAAGAGGUUAUGUUCAUGAAACCUGUGAACUUGAUUGAGAACCCGAAGAUAAACGAGUGGCUCACCAUGGUGGAGGAGCAAAUGCGACUCACGCUGGCUUGCCUUUUGGCAAAAUCCGUCAAAGACAUUCAAGAAUUCAAUUCAACAAACAUAGAUCCGAAAGCCUAUUUGCAAUGGGUCGACUCGUACCAGGCCCAGCUCGUCGUUCUGUCUGCACAAGUGGUCUGGUCUGAGAGCUGCGAUAAUGCCUUGCAACAGAUCGAGAAGACUGAGUCGGCUGAUAUGGCACCGCUUGAGAAUGUGCUAAAGAUCGUUGAAGCCACUUUGAAUGUUCUUGCUGACUCAGUUUUGCAAGAGCAACCGCCAGUGAGGAGGAGGAAGUUGGAACACCUCAUAACAGAGCUUGUACAUCAGCGAGAUGUGUCCCGUUUGUUGAUCAGCUGCAAAGUGUCAAACCCACGGGCAUUUGAUUGGCUUUGCCAGAUGCGUUUCUACUACGACCCGAAACAGAAGGACGUGCUCCAGCAACUGUCUAUCAAAAUGGCGGACGCUUGCUUCAAUUACGGGUUCGAAUAUCUGGGUGUUCAGGACAAACUUGUCCAAACACCUCUUACAGAUCGGUGCUACUUGACCAUGACGCAGGCUUUGGAAGCAAGACUCGGAGGCUCUCCUUUUGGUCCUGCGGGAACAGGAAAGACAGAAUCAGUCAAAGCCUUGGGUAACCAGCUUGGCAGAUUCGUGCUUGUCUUCAACUGUGACGAAACUUUUGAUUUUCAGGCAAUGGGACGAAUCUUUGUUGGUUUGUGCCAAGUUGGAGCCUGGGGCUGUUUCGACGAGUUUAACCGCCUUGAAGAAAGAAUUCUAUCCGCUGUGUCACAACAGGUUCAAACCAUCCAGCAGGCUUUGAAGGAGUUCAGUGCAGAGGAAGGCCCAAUCCAAAUCGAGCUGAUCGGAAAAGACGUGAAAGUUAACAGGGACAUGGCAAUCUUCAUAACAAUGAACCCUGGGUACGCUGGAAGGUCAAACCUGCCAGACAACCUGAAGAAGCUGUUCCGUAGUUUAGCAAUGACCAAGCCUGACCGCCAGCUUAUUGCCCAAGUUAUGCUGUAUUCUCAAGGUUUCAGGACAGCUGAAAAGCUUGCCAACAAAAUCGUCCCGUUCUUCAGGCUUUGCGAUGAGCAGUUAUCGUCUCAGUCGCAUUAUGACUUUGGCCUGCGUGCGCUGAAGAGUGUGUUGAUCAGCGCUGGCAAUGUGAAAAGAGAUCGAAUCGCAUCCAUCAAGGAGGCCUUGACAAGCAAAGGAGAAACAGCAGACGAAAGUGCGAUUUCGGAGCAGCUCAAUGAACAAGAGAUUCUGAUCCAGAGUGUGUGUGAGACAAUGGUUCCAAAGCUCGUUGCGGAGGACAUCCCGUUGCUUCACAGCCUUUUGACAGACGUCUUCCCAGGUGUAGAAUACACGAGUGCUGAGAUGCGUGCCUUGAAAUCCGAAUUAAGAAAGGUCUGUGCUGAACACCAUUACGUGUUUGGUGAAGGCGAGGAGCUCGGAGCACAGUGGGUAGAAAAAAUACUCCAACUGUAUCAAAUAUCAUGUAUUCACCAUGGUUUAAUGAUGGUCGGUCCCAGUGGAAGUGGAAAAUCGUCAGCAUGGAGAGUUCUCUUGAAAGCACUUGAAAGGUUGGAAGGAGGCGAGGGCGUCUGUCACGUGAUAAAUCCAAAGGCCAUCUCAAAAGAAGCAUUGUACGGUGUGUUGGAUCCAAAUACAAGAGAAUGGAGUGAUGGGCUGUUCACACACGUGCUCAGGAAGAUUAUCGACAAUGUGCGAGGAGAGCUGGGGAAGAGACAGUGGAUCAUAUUUGACGGUGAUGUCGAUCCAGAAUGGGUUGAAAAUCUAAACAGUGUCCUUGAUGACAACAAACUAUUGACGUUACCAAAUGGAGAGCGUUUGAGCAUCCCACCCAAUGUGCGUAUCAUGUUUGAAGUCCAAGAUCUGAAAUACGCUACCCUUGCAACAGUCAGUCGCUGCGGAAUGGUUUGGUUUAGCGAAGACGUCGUCACACCAGAGAUGAACAUCGAGCAAUACUUGAGCACGCUGAGGUCUAUUCCAUUAGAAGAAUCUGAAGAAGACGUCAGGUCUCGUUUCUCAAAAGCACAGGUUGGAGGUGGUGAUUCAGAAGAGAAAGCUUUGUCACCAGUGAUGCAGGUUCAGCGUGACUUUGCCGAUAUUUUGGCUCCAUAUCUGACAUCAGAUGGACUUGUCUUGAAGUGUCUGCAACAUGCUGCUAAACUAGACCACGUGAUGGACUUCACCAAAAUGCGGGCUCUCAACUCGUUGUUCUCCAUGUUGAACCAAGGAGCAAGAAACGUACUGACAUACAAUCAGCAGCAUCCUGACUUUCCCAUGACGAGAGACCAAAUAGAAUCAUAUGUGCCAAAAUAUCUGGUUUACAGUUUGCUGUGGUGCAUGACUGGCGACGGCAAAUUGAAAGACAGAGAAGAUAUGGGCACAUACAUCCAGAAGAUAACCACUAUUCCAUUGCCACCAUUGUCGUCAAUGCCAAUCAUUGAUUUCGAAGUUACAACUCAAGGUGAAUGGGUGCCGUGGCAGAACAAAGUGCCACAAAUUGAAGUCGAGACGCACAGAGUUGCAUCGCCAGAUGUUGUUGUUCCUACACUUGAUACAGUAAGGCACGAGUCGCUUUUGUACACCUGGUUAGCCGAGCACAAACCUCUUGUCCUCUGUGGACCACCUGGUAGUGGAAAAACCAUGACGCUCUUUUCAGCUCUUCGUGCCCUGCCUGAUAUGGAAGUUGUUGGUUUGAACUUCUCAAGUGCAACAACGCCAGAACUGAUAUUAAAAACAUUUGAUCAUUACUGCGAAUACAGACGAACGCCAAAUGGAAUUGUGCUAGCACCCAUCCAGCUUGGGAAAUGGCUAGUCUUGUUCUGUGACGAAAUCAACUUGCCAGACAUGGACAAAUACGGAACCCAGCGUGUCAUCUCAUUCAUCCGCCAACUCGUUCAGCACAAUGGCUUCCAUCGCACAAGUGACCAGCAAUGGGUUUCACUGGAGAGAAUCCAAUUCGUAGGAGCUUGCAAUCCGCCUACCGAUCCGGGAAGAAAGCCACUUACCCACAGGUUUUUGCGCCACGUUCCAGUCAUUUAUGUAGACUACCCUGGCCCAACUUCACUGACACAGAUUUAUGGGACAUUCAACAGAGCCAUGCUUAGGGUUGUACCAACACUCAGAGCCUUUGCCCAACCUUUGACAGAUGCCAUGGUUGAGUUCUAUACGAUGUCCCAGGGAAGAUUCACCCAAGACAUGCAGCCCCAUUACAUCUACAGCCCUCGAGAAAUGACUCGAUGGGUCCGUGGAAUAUUUGAAGCACUGAAGCCGCUAGAGACUUUAGCAACGGAAGGGCUCGUUAGAAUUUGGGCGCACGAAGGGCUGCGACUGUUCCAAGACAGAUUGGUGUAUGACGAGGAAAGAAAGUGGACUGAUUCAAACAUCGACAUGGUUGCUUUGAAGCAUUUCCCUAACAUUGAUCGCCAAACUGCACUUGGUCGUCCAAUCCUUUACAGUAACUGGCUUUCAAAAGAUUAUAUUCCUGUCGAUCGAGAGGAACUGAGAGAAUUCACAAGAGCAAGACUCAAGGUUUUUUACGAAGAAGAGCUCGAUGUUCCGUUGGUUCUAUUUGACGAAGUUCUUGACCACGUGCUUCGAAUUGACAGAAUCUUCCGACAGCCACAGGGCCAUUUGCUUUUGAUUGGAGUGAGCGGGGCUGGCAAGACAACGUUGUCUCGUUUUGUGGCGUGGAUGAAUGGGUUAUCCGUGGUACAGGUCAAGGUCCACAGGAAGUACACUGGUGCCGACUUUGACGAAGAUUUGAGAACAGUGCUUCGCCGAUCUGGUUGUAGAAAUGAGAAGAUAGCCUUUAUUCUGGACGAAGGUAACAUCCUAGAGUCUUCUUUCCUUGAAAGAAUGAAUACGCUAUUAGCAAACGGGGAGGUACCUGGCUUGUUCGAAGGUGACGAAUUCACGACACUGAUGACCCAAUGCAAAGAAGGAGCUCAGAAGGAAGGGCUUAUGCUUGAUUCUGGAGAAGAGCUUUACAAAUGGUUUACUGUUCAGGUGAUUAAAAACCUCCAUGUUGUGUUCACCAUGAACCCGUCAUCUGAAGGGCUGAAAAGCCGCGCAGCAACCUCCCCCGCGUUGUUCAACCGAUGCGUGUUGAACUGGUUGGGUGAUUGGUCGACUGGAGCUCUUUACCAAGUUGGCUCAGAAUUCACCAACAAAUUAGACUUAGAAAAGAGCACGUACGAGCCCCCGGAUUUUAUUCCAAAAGUAUACGAAAACUUGCCGAUGCCGCCAACAUACAGGGAUGCUAUUGUCAAUGCCAUGGUGUUUGUCCAUCAGACCUUGCAUCAAGCCAACGCAAAAGUCUCAAAACGAGGUGGAAGAACAAUGGCUGUCACACCGAGACACUAUCUUGACUUCAUUAACCACUAUGUGCAAUUAUUCAACGAGAAAAGAUCUGAUCUGGAAGAACAGCAGCUGCAUUUGAAUGUUGGGUUGAACAAAAUCAGGGAAACUGUUGAACAGGUAGAAGAGCUGCAAAAGAGUUUAUCUCUGAAGAGCCAAGAACUUGAAGCUAAAAAUGCGCUUGCAAACCAGAAGCUCAAGCAAAUGGUAAAAGAUCAGCAAGAAGCUGAAAAGAAGAAAGUUACAUCAACGGAAAUUCAGACUGCAUUGAACGAGCAAACCCGAAACAUCGAAGAAAAGCAAGCUAGUGUCAUGACCGAGUUGUCCCAAGUCGAACCAGCUGUCCAAGAUGCAAAAAUGGCUGUAAAGGGUAUCAAGAAACAGCAUCUCGUUGAAGUCAGGACAAUGGGAAAUCCCCCGCCUGUGAUUAAACUUGCUUUGGAGUCAAUAUGCCUGCUUCUGGGGCAACCUGUAGCAGACUGGAAAGAAAUUCGUCAGAUUUUGAUGAAAGACACGUUUAUAUCAAGCAUCGUCAAUUUUGACACUGAAGACAUAACGGAAGACAUUCGCAAACAGAUGAGAAAACUUUACCUCAGUGAUCCGAACUAUACAUUCGAGAAAGUUAAUCGUGCAAGCUUGGCUUGUGGUCCUCUAGUUAAAUGGGCCAUUGCUCAGAUCAGUUAUGCUGAAAUGUUGAGAAAAGUUGAGCCACUUCGCAACGAGCUUGACUCCGUCGGCAAAGAGAAGGACAUCAACCAAGCGAAGUUAACGGAUGUGGCAAAUAUGAUUGCUGAACUGGAGAAGAGCAUUGCCCGAUACAAAGAGGAGUAUGCUGUUCUUAUCAGUGAAGCACAAGCUAUCAAGGCAGACCUUGCUGCAGUUGAGGCGAAGGUAUCCAGAAGUACAGCACUGCUGCGUAGCUUAGGCAACGAAAGGCAGCGAUGGGAAUCAACGAGUUUGGCCUUCCAGACUCAGAUGGGAACGAUAGCCGGAGACGUCCUUCUCUGUUCUGCAUUCCUGGCUUAUGGAGGUUACUUCGAUCAGCAACUCAGACAAAGUUUAUGGUCGGCAUGGAGCUCACAUCUUGAAAAAGCCGCCAUUUUGUUCAAACAUGAUCUUGCACGCACCGAGUAUUUAUCAACCGCAGAUGAGAGAUUGGAAUGGCAGGCGAAUUCUCUGCCUUCGGAUGACCUUUGCAUUGAAAACGCAAUCAUGCUGAAGAGAUAUAACAGAUACCCGCUGAUUAUUGAUCCAUCUGGCCAAGCUACCCAGUUCGUAAUGAAUGAAUACAGAUCCAAGAAAAUCACAAGGACCAGCUUUCUCGAUGAUGCGUUCCGGAAGAAUUUGGAGAGUUCCCUCAGGUUUGGAAAUCCACUUCUUGUGCAGGAUGUUGAGAGCUAUGAUCCCAUCUUGAACCCCGUCCUCAAUAAGGAACUGCGCAGGACAGGUGGGCGUGUCCUCAUUACCAUUGGUGACCAAGACAUCGAUCUUUCGCCGGCAUUCACAAUAUUUUUAUCAACAAGAGACCCCACUGUUGAAUUUGCACCAGACCUGUGUUCCCGUGUCACCUUUGUCAACUUCACAGUGACGAGGGGAAGUUUGCAGAGUCAGUGCUUGAAUGAAGUAUUAAAAGCUGAAAGACCCGAAGUAGACGCAAAGAGGUCUGAUCUACUCAAAUUGCAAGGUGAAUUCCAUUUACGUUUACGGCAUCUGGAGAAGGAGUUACUCCAAGCACUGAACGAUGCUAAAGGAAGAAUCCUAGACGAUGACAAGAUCAUCGGUUCGCUGGAAACGCUAAAGAAAGAAGCUGCCGAAGUGACAAAGAAAGUCGAAGAGACAGAUUUGAUUAUGGCUGAAGUCGAGAGCGUGUCUGAGCAAUAUCGUCCACUGUCAGCUGCAUGUAGCAGCAUCUACUUUACACUUGAGUCGUUGAAUAUGAUCCACUUUCUGUAUCAGUAUUCGCUGAAAUUCUUCUUGGACAUUUUCCAAUCUGUGCUCUAUGAAAAUCCACACCUGAAGGACGUUAGAGAUCCCAUUUCCAGGCUAAAGAUAUUAACAGAAGAUCUGUUCCAGAUCGUGUACAAUCGGGUGGCACGUGGCAUGCUACAUGAUGACAGAAUUACAUUCGCAGUUUUGCUGUGUCGAAUCAGAAUGAGAGGCUGGACGGGAGAACCUCAGUAUGAUGCUGAAUUUGACCAUCUAUUACGUGGAAAGGAGGCUGUAAUUGGUGGAAGCACAAAGCGGCUGUUCCCAGAAUUCACUUCGUCACAGAAUGAUGCUUUGGUUCAGCUCUUAAAACUCGAACCUUUCGCCAAGCUGGCCGACUUCAUUGGUGCAAAUAAGCCCGGUUUUGUAAGCUGGGUUCAGUCCCAGAAUGCUGCCGAGAAUGUUCCAGUCUGUUGGAAUGUGCCCCAGCCUCUUUCUCCAAUCGGUGUUGCAUUGUACGAAAUGAUCCUUUUGCACGCGUUCAGACCAGACAAUCUUAUUAAUUCAACCCAAAAGUUUGUUGCCGCCGUCAUGGGAGAGAGCUACACGCAUGAAGCUGAGCAGGAGCUUGACCUGGCCUAUGUUGUUGAGCACGAAGUCAAAGCCAACACUCCAGUGCUUCUUUGCUCUGUUCCUGGUUAUGAUGCAAGUGGGAGGGUUGACGAUCUUGUUGCACUGACCAACAAGCCGUGCACUUCUAUUGCCAUAGGUUCUGCUGAGGGAUUCAGUCAAGCAGAGAAGGCAAUCAACUCAUCUGUCAAGUCCGGACGAUGGGUAUUGCUGAAAAACGUACAUCUUGCGCCGAGUUGGCUGGUGACUGUUGAGAAGAAGUUGCAUACACUGACACCCCAUCCUUCGUUCCGAUUGUUCAUGACCAUGGAAAUUACGCCCAAGGUCCCAGUCAAUCUCCUGCGAGCGUCCAGGGCUUUCGUCUACGAGCCUCCACCUGGUAUCAAAGCAAACAUAUUACGGACCUUUAGUACCAUCCCGUCUGCAAGAAUGUGCAGUGCGCCUGGCGAGAGGGCAAGAAUGUAUUUCCUGCUGGCCUGGUUUCACGCCAUUGUUCAAGAGCGCCUUAGAUACGCUCCCCUCGGCUGGUCAAAAGUUUAUGAGUUCAGUGAGUCUGACCUGAGAAUGGCUUGUGACACACUCGAUGCAUGGAUUGACUCUAUAAGCCAGGGUCGUUCAAAUAUCAGACCAGAGAAACUACCUUGGGAUGCUAUUCGUACAUUGCUUGGCCAGUCUAUCUAUGGUGGAAGAAUUGACAACGAUUUUGACCAGCGACUUCUGCAAUCAUUCGUAAGCAGAAUUUUUACUGCAAAAAGCUUUGAAUCCGACUUCCCACUUGUUAUCGACGUUGACGGGCAGAAAGGAAAAAAUGUCAAAGUUCCUGAUGGCAUUAGGCGAGAGCAGUUCCUGCAAUGGGCGGAGGGAUUGCCAGACUACCAAAGUCCAUCUUGGCUUGGUCUCCCUAACAACGCAGAAAAAGUCAUUCUCACCACCCUUGGCGACCAGAUGCUGGUCAAGAUUCUCAAAAUGCAAAUGAUGAGUGAGGAAGACGAGCUGGCCUACACCCCUGAAAUCAGUGGAAAGAAGGAAGCUCAAGAAGGAGAUGUUAGACCAAGCUGGAUGAAAACAUUGGCCACGUCAGUCAAAAACUGGCUAUCUUUCUUGCCUGAGAAACUCUCCCCAAUGAAGAGAACACUGGAAAACAUUAAAGAUCCGCUCUUCCGAUUUUUUGAACGUGAGGUGAAUGCAGGAGCAAGGUUACUGCAUGAUAUCUUGGUUGACUUGCAUGACAUUGUACUGGUUUGUACUGGAUCAAAGAAGCAAACAAAUCAUCUCCGAACAUUGAUGGAGGCAUUGGUCAAAGGCGUGAUCCCAAAACACUGGAACCGGUACACAAUUCCAAACGAUCUGACCGUCAUUAGAUGGAUUGCCGACUUUGCAGAAAGAGUCAAACAGUUGCAAACAAUCUCUCAAGCCGCAAACAGUGGAGGAGCUAAAGAGCUUAAGAAUGUGACCGUAUGGCUCGGUGGCUUGUUUAUCCCCGAGGCCUACAUCACUGCCACACGACAAUUCGUUGCACAGGCAAACCAUUGGUCGCUCGAGGAGCUCAAACUUCAGGUCACUAUUGCUGAGAGAAAUGCAGGGACUUUGAAACUAGAUGAUUGCAGCUUCAUCAUAAAAGGACUGAAACUGCAAGGAGCUGAGUGUGCCAAGAACAAACUCUCUCUGUGCAACACGAUCACCACAGACCUUCCGGAUACAUGCCUGACUUGGAAGCAUAUCGUUCCGGGCGAGACUGUGGACGAAACGAAUGUUGUUCAGUUGCCUGUGUACUUAAACCAAACACGUGUCGAACUUCUGUUCACAGUGGAUAUUACGACAACAGGAGAGGUGCCUUCAAGGUCAUUCUAUGAGCGUGGUGUAGCAUUUUUGUCUUCUUUCCUGACUGGAUGAUCCAAUAGACAGUUUUUGAGACUAUACUCUUAUUCUUUCGAUUAAAAUAUUUUGAAGCUUUCUUACUGAUGCAUUGAGCUGAAGUAAACAAGCAUCUGUAGUUGGCUUAUUUCCCCUAUGGAAACAGCCUUUCGUUACUGGGUGUGGCAUAUCAGCAAUCAUUCCAGCAAACCAUUCAUCACAACUAAAAAAUCUGCAGUUCGUUUCAAGGUUUGAUAGUUGACAGGACAAAACAUAUGGUAUUAAAUUUUUAACCAUCAUGAAAUAGAAGGAAAUUCAACAGCGUGAAAAGGGUUGGUGGUAAUGUUGAUUUCUGCCUGCUUUUAACCUUGAUGUUUGCAGUGAAAAUAAAUUAUUUUGGCAGAUAUGAGUUUUGUAUUCAAUAACCCAACUUCCAGUACGCCAAUUUGAUUUUUGCUCAAGUUGGAGUUACUGCUGAAAUGCCCAUUCUCCUUUAGGCCAACCUUGAUAAUGUUACUCUAGCAUAACAAUGUGUCUCAAAAUCAACCGUUUCUUUUUUGAAUUAAAAUUCUAUUUUGGUCGAAGAAUUGUCAAACUUUCUGACUUUUUAACUAUACAUCGUUUGAUAAAGGUUCUUAAAUCAGGGGAAUAAUUAAAGAAUUAUUUCUCGAAAAGCAGAAAAGUAUUAACAAUAUUGGGCUCUACGGGAAGCUUUGAAGUCAUGAAAGAGUAAAGUCCUCCGUAAAAAAGCAGUGACUGAAAUGCACCGAAGCUGUGUGCUGCCAGCAAACUAUUUUCCUGUGUCUUAAAAGAAGUUUUAUGGCUUUUAACUAUUUUAGGAAUAAAAAACGAAAAGUCUUUCGUUUCUUGAAAGUCUAGAACCAGUCUAGACCUUUGAAAAGCGACAAAUAUUGGUAGUCAACCAAAUGUCUAGAGAUUUGAAAGUUUUAUAAACCAAUUGCACUUUGUUUCAUAAAAGCUGACAAGGCCUUCAACAGGUACUCUUGUAAGUUUGUUAUGCACUGUGAUGAGGUUUUCGUAGAAAUAGGCCUAUGUAUUGAAAGCGAGCGAUGUGGUUGUGGUUACGGUCGUGUUAUCAUGCAGUCACUGGUACAUGCCUUCGCUGCAAGGUUACCUCAAGACGGCGUCAAUAUACAGCGCGUCCAUUGAGCGCAACAAUGAGAUUUUCGAUAAGAGUAUCGAGCCUCGUCAUUUCGUAUGAAUAAGUCAUUUGAGCUCACCACAAUGUCAUUUCGACCACUUUCUUUUCAAGUGCUCUCUGAUUGUCAUUCACUUUUGGCGAUUUUAUGCCUUCCAAAACAUCGCUUGUUAUAUAAACGCCGGGUAGGUAGGCGGUAAUGAUGAACGUUGCGUUGAUUCAAGACAAAGGCGCUUAUUUUCAGCAAAGUUAGAGUGAUUUGUUAUCAGCAUUGUUCAAGAACUCGUUUGUUUAAAUAACGCGUUUCCUUCACUUCAUAUUGCAUGUUUAUUCUUCGCGUACCGUUCUGCGUCCAAGGGUGAUACGCAAAACUUCAUUCACCUGAGAAUAUCACUUCUUGAUUAGUAGACAGGAGGAGUGGUGAUGACGUCACCGUUUUGUUUUGACUACAUCCCCAUUUUAAUACGGUUUUAAGCUGCUGUUUUUGAAAUGAACGAAGAAGAAAAGUCCUUCGUGUGUGAUUAUUCACUGUGAUCUGAUCAUUAAUUCGAAAUUCUAUGAAGAUUUCAACUGCCCUUCUUUCAAACAAGAUCUCUUUGACCUGCCUCGUUAAUCCCGCUAAACACGGUCAACGUCUUACUGUAGUGGCUAGGCCAGUUUUUCAUAGGCCUUAAUGGGAUCUGCACCUAAUUAAUUCGUCCGUUUCUAACUCGCUGCUCGCAUGGCGUGCGAAUGCGAGCCUAGCCGAGAUGAUGAGGAGCACACGAAACGAAGCUCGUUAAGUUAUUAUUAAUAAUAGC